ACUUAGACGGAUUGCGCGUCAUCUCGCCUUCCCAAAUUUUCCCCUUCUGCUGCAGCUCGUAUCCAAAACAUCUAUCUAUAGUACGGAGUACGAGAGAGAGAAAGAUGUUUAACUCGGUGAAUCUGGGCAACUUCUGCUCCCAGACGCGCAAAGACCGGACAUCCGAGUUUGGGGACAGGACGGGCUGCGCGUCCAACAUCUACCUCCCCAGCUGCACCUACUACGUCCCCGAGUUUUCAGCCGUCUCCUCGUUUCUUCCCCAGGCCCCGUCCCGGCAAAUCAGCUACCCUUAUUCCACAAAUCUGUCUCAAGUGCAGCCGGUUCGGGAAGUUUCAUAUGGCUUGGACCCUGCUAGUAAAUGGCACCACAGAAGCAAUUAUGCAUCGUGCUACUCGGGAGAGGAUCUGGUGCAUAGGGAUUGUCUCCCACCAUCCACCAUGACAGAAAUGCUUAUGAAGAACGAGAGUGUGUACAGCCACCACCAUCAUCAUCACACCCAUCCGGGUUCCAAUCACCCCUCCUCGGGUUUUUACUCCGGCGUGGGGAAAAACAGCGUCCUCCCGCAAGGUUUCGACCGCUUUUUUGAGACCGCAUACUGCAGCAGCACGGACAAUCAGUCAGACAAUUGUUUACAAAAGGGCGAGGGGGGAAAGCUGGAAAGCGACUCCCAACAGCAGCAGGAGCAGCCAAUAGCCCCUGUAGCCGGAGCCCCGGAGCAGGAAAAGGACCCAGACGAUGAGGAGGAACAUACAAAUUCAGGCUCAUGCACGUCUUCCUCCGCAACAACCAAGGACGGCACCGCCAACAAGAGCAGCCACUCGAGCACUCCUCGCACAAGGAAGAAGAGGUGUCCAUAUUCUAAGUUUCAGAUUCGCGAGCUGGAGCGGGAAUUCUUCUUUAACGUUUACAUCAACAAAGAGAAAAGGCUUCAGCUCUCCCGAAUGCUAAACCUCUCCGACCGUCAGGUUAAAAUUUGGUUUCAGAAUAGAAGAAUGAAAGAAAAGAAGCUGAGCAGAGAUCGCCUCCAGUACUUCUCUGGAAACCCCCUAUUGUGAGCAGGAGCAGAACGUGUCACAAUCUUUGUCAGUGACAUUGAGGCCCACUCUUAUCUCAUUGAAUUGUAAUUGUGGGCAUAACCAUUUUCUAAAGGAGCCCAUAUCACCAACAGUGCAAUGUUAAAGUGGACAGUGGGAGGAAUAGGCCUGCAUGGGAUAAAGUCGCCAUUUUCUUAUUGCCCCAUGGGCGGCGGUGAAUUUCUUGCUGGUCCCCAGAAAGGCCUACAUGGUUAGAAUAAUCAUUUAUACCUAUGCUGUUCUUGAAUAUGUCUCUCUAUUUAUCACGAUUCUUUAUUGUGUUAUUAUAUUGUUCAUAUAGACAUAUUUGUUGUUAAAAUAUCAAAUGUAACAAACAGUUUAAAUCCUUAUUGCGCAGACAACUUUUAGCUCUUCCCCGUCCCUAUAUGUAUAUAGCAUAUCAUUAUCUAAUUAUUUCUUGACCAGAGUAUGAACAAAUUAUAGCAAAUAUACUGGCUACAUUUUUUUCACCAUUUAACAACUGUGACGUCCAAUCUGUGAAAUUAUAUCCCCCUGUACAUAGUAGCCUAUGUGCAUUCGUGACUGUAAAUAGGCGUAUAUGUUGAAUUUCCUUUUCCCCUAUCCCUACUGCUAUUUUUCAGUACACUGCCCAUACAACAACUUUAACGCCAACACUCGUUAAAUUAUUUGCUUAAACAUUGGUGCUUUGGAUUUCAGAGAGGAGCAACAGAUUAUUGGCCUGUGUAUCAUUAAUAUAAUACCUAUGAAAUAAACAAAAACAUAU
Notothenia coriiceps (black rockcod) is the source of this 1818-nucleotide messenger RNA. RefSeq names its product homeobox C11a (gene hoxc11a). The transcript has 2 exons. Gene Ontology annotation, molecular function: DNA-binding transcription factor activity, RNA polymerase II-specific; RNA polymerase II cis-regulatory region sequence-specific DNA binding. NCBI's taxonomy places the organism in Eukaryota, Metazoa, Chordata, Actinopteri, Perciformes, Nototheniidae. The coding region runs from base 105 to 1055 and encodes 316 amino acids. The record is from RefSeq and is a predicted model, not a curated record. Gene Ontology annotation, cellular component: nucleus. Gene Ontology annotation, biological process: regulation of transcription by RNA polymerase II; anatomical structure development.